AUGGCCGAGGAACAGAAACCCGUUGUCGAGCUCCCCAAGGAGGAGACCGCUCCCGUACCUGCUGUUGAAGCCGCCGAGGCUACUCCCGCUCUCGCCGUCGAAGAAAAGCCCGCCGAAGGACCCGAGGCCAAGGCCGCCGAGGAGGUCAAGCCUGUCGAGGAGGGUCACCUGGGCCACAAGGCUCAGGGUGCUGGCUUCCCAAAAAACCUGAUUCCAACAAAGGAAUUUUUCUUUUUUGGUUCCGACUCUUUCGAGCCCAAGUCUCUUGCCUCGUACUUAAAGGCAGAGAAGAACACAGAGCAGGCUCAUCAUAACAUUUCCUGGGCUUCUCACACCGGAAACGGCCUCCUGUUCAUGGGCGAUAAAAAGAAUCCAACCAGCAUCAUUAAUUUGGCCGACACCACUGAGCCCGAGCUGGACGGCUCCAACAAAUUCCACCUAAAUCACAAAGGCAACAAGCACAGUUUCAAGGCUGUCACUACCGCUGAACGUGACGAUUGGGUCGCUCGACUCAGGGCCAAGAUCACCGAGGCAAAGGAGCUUGUUGCUUCUGUCACCGAAUCUGAAGCAUACAAAAAUACCCUGGAGAGCUUGAAGCCCAAGUCUGCCGCUGUCAAAGAAGAGAAGACUGAAGAGGAAACAAAGCCCGAGGAGGCCACCAAGUCCGAAGCAGCUCCUGCUCCCGAGGGCGAAGCUGCUGCCGCGGCCACUACCGAGGAGAAGACUACCGAGAAACCAAAGCGUCGCUCUGCCAGUCGCAAGCGUGCUUCCAUCUUCGGCUUUGGAAAGAAGGAGUCUGCCAAGGAGAAGAGGGAUGAUUCCAAGGAUGAAGAGCCUGUUGCCCCUGAGGUCACUGAACCCACUGAGGCCGAUGCUCAGGUUGCCGAGGGCGAGGCUCCAGCGGCCACCGAGGACAAACACGACGAAACCUCCAAAGAGAAGCCGUCGAUGCCCAAACGCAACAGCAUUUUCGGCAACGUGUUCAGCAAGAAGGAGAAGAAGGCUGCCGAAGUGAAGCCGGCUGAGGGCGCUGCUCCAGGGGAGGGAGAGGCAGUCGCCGACACUGCUGCUCCAGUAAUCCCCCCCGUGGCGUCUAGCGCCCCUCUUUUCCAAGAGGGCAGCUCUGCCGCUGACAACGCCGAGGUCACUGCCACUAAUGGUGCCGAAUCCGCCAAGAAGGACGUCAAGGAGAAAAGCAAGUCUUCUCUUCCCUUCAACUUCGGCAAGCGUGAGAAGUCCCCCUCACCUGCUGAGGGUGAAGAAAAAGCCGAGAAGGGCGGCCUGAGUGCUUUCUCCAAGCUCCGUGCUACUAUCAAGGGCAAGUCCGGCGCCAAGACUGAGGAGAAGCCCUCUGGAGAGGCCGUCAAGGAAGGGGCAACUACUUCUGAGGCCGCGGACCCUGUCGAGGGACCCGCCAAGACGACCGAGACCGAAGCGGAGAAUAAGCCCGACAAUGUCGCCACUGCCACCCCUGCUGUCACUGCUGCCGCCUAG
Metarhizium album ARSEF 1941 is the source of this 1494-nucleotide messenger RNA. Its product is annotated as immunogenic protein. Lineage: Eukaryota; Fungi; Ascomycota; Sordariomycetes; Hypocreales; Clavicipitaceae. The coding region runs from base 1 to 1494 and encodes 497 amino acids. The record is from RefSeq and is a predicted model, not a curated record. The transcript has 3 exons.